Sinocyclocheilus rhinocerous is the source of this 4941-nucleotide messenger RNA. Its product is annotated as A disintegrin and metalloproteinase with thrombospondin motifs 13-like. The record is from RefSeq and is a predicted model, not a curated record. Gene Ontology annotation, biological process: proteolysis; extracellular matrix organization. Gene Ontology annotation, cellular component: extracellular matrix. Lineage: Eukaryota; Metazoa; Chordata; Actinopteri; Cypriniformes; Cyprinidae. Gene Ontology annotation, molecular function: metalloendopeptidase activity.
GUGAGACAUCGGUCUAUGCAGAGGACACUUUCAACCAACUUCAAACAGAAGUCAAAAUUGCAGUGGUAAGGUAGGCUGAUUGCUAUCUUGGCAUGUUCAGCCUCAUUUGAUUAGUCCUGUGCUUCAAGAUGUGGUCAAACAUGGGAACUCUGAUCUGGUUCUUUCUGGUUCCAAGCCUGAUAAAAACAACAGCUCUACUGAUUUCACAAUGCACUUUGCAGAAGGAUUUUUUAGAGUCUCUGAAACCUCAAGAUUUAUUUUAUUAUUUUGAUACUAUUUCCGUUAAAUCAGUGCCUCACUUUGAGCUGGUGUGGGUGAAUUGCUCAGGGAAUGAGUCUUUCAGAGGGCUAUGGAGGUGCUCGUUUCAGAGUGAUGGAGAGAGCUUUGAGCUGGGCCAACACAGAGAUGAACAACCCAUGUCUUGUCCCACGAGUCUGGAGACGGUGAUCAACUCAACGGUCAGCGUGGUGAAGAAAAGAGAGGAUAUGUGCUGCGAGCAGCUGAAGUUACUGAGACCAGCGCAUACGAGAACUCUUCUCCCCAUCUGCCAUGGCAAAUUACAAGGUCUGAUUCAGUCAGGGGAGAAGAGGCUGAAUAUUCGGCCGGUGCUUCAAAAACACAUAGACCAUCUGAAGGAGCUUACUAUGGAUUUACCUUCUGGUGUACCUCACCUGCUAUUAACCCACACAUUACCAGUGAGGAAACGUCUUAAACAGCCUAAGAGUCAGUUCAGGUUACGGAGGACACCUCUGGGGUCAGAGGUCACACAUCUGGAGCUAGCAGUGGUGGUGGGUCCAGAUGUCUAUGAUGCUCAUAGGCAAGACACUGAGAGAUACAUCCUGACAAACCUCAACAUUGCCUCUGAGCUUCUUAGAGAUGUUACUCUCGGUGCCAGUAUAAGAGUUAAUCUUGUCCGUAUGGUCAUUCUCACAGAGCCAAAGCCAGACAUCCAGAUCUCCGAAAACAUCACUUCUUCUCUAAAAAGUGUGUGCAAGUGGGGUCAGAAGGUCAACCCUGAUGCUGACACUGACCCUUUACAUGCAGAUCUGCUGUUAUACAUUACCAGGUUUGAUCUGGUGUUACCCAAUGGGAAUAAGCUUGUGAGAGGUGUGACCCAGCUGGGCGGAGUCUGUUCCUCUCAAUGGAACUGUGUGAUUACAGAGGAUACAGGCUUUGAUCUUGGCAUCACCAUCGCUCAUGAGAUUGGCCACAGUUUUGGCAUAAAUCAUGAUGGAAUAGACAACACAUGCAGCUCCAGUGGGUUUAUGAUGGCAUCUGAUGGAGGUUAUAACAGUGUUGAUCUCACAUGGUCCCAGUGCAGCAGAGCUCAGCUCCACAACUUCUUCAGUGCCGGGAAGGCGGAGUGUGUGAAGGAUGUGCCGGUGCUGGGUGCUUCAGUGCAGGACUGGAGGCCUGGUCUCUUCUAUGGAGUGGAUGAUCAGUGCCGUAUAGCGUUUGGCAGCUCGGCUACUGCUUGCUCUUUCACUAAUGGUGAUAUGGCAACCUGUCGUGUUUUGUCCUGCCAUAUCAACCCUCGGGACCGUAGCUCAUGCACUCGUCUCCUUGUUCCACUCUUGGACGGGACGGAGUGUGGGCCCAGUCAGUGGUGUUUGAAGGGCCGGUGUGUGUCUCCUUCUACUUUGGGUUCCUCCAUGAUGGUUCACGGCUCAUGGUCUUCAUGGUCUGAAUUGUCUGUCUGCUCAAGAACAUGUGGAGGAGGAAUCACUUACCGCAGGAGACAGUGCAACAACCCCAGGCCAGCCUUUGGUGGUACCGUGUGUAAAGGACAGGACACAGAAGCUGAACUUUGUAAUCGGCAGCUGUUUGGCUGUGAUGGAGUAAUGCAUUCUGGGAAGGUGGAGGAUGUGUGUGGGGUGUGUGGGGGUAAUGGCUCCACCUGUCAGUUCAUCUCAAACACCUAUUCAGGCGGAGAAGCUGGAGAGUAUGUCACAUUCCUCAGUCUUCCUCUGAACGCCUCUCAGGUUCAUGUGAUUAACACGAAGCCGGUUUUUACACACCUUGCGGUGUUAUCAAAUGAUAAAUAUGUGGUGUCUGGAGAUGGAAGCCCAGGCCUGAGCAUCACAUACCCCUCACCUCUGGAGAAGAGCCCCAUAAUCUAUAACCUGUUCCUCACACCUGACCACCUGCCUCAAACUGAAGAGCUCACGAUCUCUGGACCAAUCACAGACAAAAUCCACAUACAGGUGUUUCGGAAAUACGGGCAAGAGUAUGGAGACCUUACCACCCCAAACAUCUCAUACCAGUACUACUCGUCUGAAGCUGUUUCAGUUGAGAGAGCUGCUGAAGGCAGAUGGUCCACUGUCAUAUCUGCAUGCUCAGUCACCUGCGGCACAAGCAUCCAGAAAAUCAGUCAGCUCUGUGUGGAUGGUCUCACACUCAAGCGUCUGGAAGAUGAGCUCUGUAGUUCACACCCUCGAACACCAUAUCAGCUGCAGCCCUGCUUCCAGCCCGACUGCCCACCCAGAUGGCAGGUGUCCGAGCCUGGCGAGUGUUCGGCUGUGUGUGGACCCGGGGAGGCUCAGAGAACAGUGUCGUGUGUCCGCUCACAUCAUGGAUCUGAUUCUGAGGUUAACCAAAACCUGUGCCCUGAACCCAAACCGCCAGAACACGUUCCCUGUGUGGUGGACGUUUGUCCUGUCGGCUGGGAUUCCCAAAGAGAGACCCAGCUGAUCCGUACAGACACCCACAUAAUGCCCCGCUCCAGAAUGGUUCCAGUUUAUGUUUGGAGUCCUGUGAUUGGCCAGUGCUCAAAGACCUGUGGGGCAGGAUCUCAGCAGGUUUGGUUCUCCUGUGUGGAUCACCAAUCACGUCUAGAAGUCCCAGAGUUCCUUUGUGAUCAUACCAAUAAACCAGAGAUGUACGCCCAGCCCUGCAGCCUAUCAAUAUGUCCUGCUACGUGGCGCUACAUGCAGGGCCCGUGCAGUGUGUCUUGUGGAGGUGGUGUAGCAAAGAGAGUCCUGUACUGUUCCCAGAUGGUGCAGGGAGGAGACGGAAACACGGAUCUGGUGGUGGGAGAAUCUGCUUGUCAGUCUGUGGCCAGACCUUCAGAGGUGGUGGAGUGUAAUACUGAAGCCUGUCCUACCAGGUGGCAGGCGGGAGAGCAGGGUGACUGUUCGGUGUCAUGCGGGAUGGGUGUAGCUGUGAGGAGUGUGCGAUGUGUUCAGUAUGAAGGAGGAAUAGAGAGGGUCGUGGAGGAGGGCCGGUGUGACCCAGGAAACAAGCCUCCCGUCACUGCACCAUGCUUCACACAAGUCUGUUCCUUCAACUGGGACGUGCAUGAAUGGAGUGAGUGCUCAGUGUCAUGUGGUGAUGGGAUCCAGUCUCGGACCGUGUCCUGCAUGGGCCCAUCCAGCCCUCUUCCUGUCAGUCCCUUUCUUUGCCUCCACUUGCCAAAACCCAUCACCAUCCAGGCCUGCUAUAGCCCUGACUGUUCCUUAGCUCAGACCUCCACACCAGAGCCCAACAGCACUCACAUGCAGUCAGAGGCCCGGAGAGGAGAGGGGACAUGGAGAACCACACCAGCUCCAGCUCCAGCUCCUGCUCCAGCUGUCAGAAUGAUGACGAUGAGGAAGAGUUUCUCAGCCAUCGUGCCUACAGCAGACGUGAUGAGAAGCACCAUGAGCACAACAACAGAACCACCACAGACCAGUUUCUGUGGGCAACUCCUGCUUCAAGACUCAGGAACUAUCGAUCUGCGCAACGUCACUCAGGCCAGGUGUAUAUUUGCAAUUGGCCGACCUCUUGAUGAGGUUAUUCAGAUCAAAAUCAUAUCCAGCACUCUUAACUGCCGGCAGAAGGAGAAUAUCGCCCUGUAUGACAGACUCAUCCUGAUGCGUCUCUGUGAGAGGAUGACCAGUAAAAUGCUGAAAUCACGAUCAAAUGUCCUACUGGUGCGCCAGAGCCGCCUGACCCCCGGCAAUGGAGUGCUGCUAUUUUAUCAGAGCAUAAAGAACAAAAAAAGCCACCAUGGAGAGUGUGACGUUCAGCUGUUCUCUCCGUCUGGGCUCAUUGAGAAUCCGAUCAAGAGCGCAGCCACCUCCACCUCUAACACUCAGAGCUGUCGCGUGUUCAUCGAUGCUCCACCUGCUUUCAGGAUUCAGAUCAGAGCGCUUUCUGUGCUCAACAACACCGAUACAAACUCCACAUACAUACUGAUUCGGGAUGUGGAUGCCUUAAAGACGACCAUCUUCAGAGGAACUCGGCUCUUCCUGUGGAGCUCCUCGGGAAGCAGGGCUGAAGUGGAAUUCCAUGGGGAGUACCAGCAAAUCAAGGGCAUGUUCAGGGCCGAGUAUUCAUACAUUAACCCUUCUGAAGAACAACCAGUGUAGUCUGUAAGAGAGCUUCUGGUCCAUAAAGAGCCUUGGAGCAUUUAAAAAUCAUCCUCGUUAUAAUUUAGCCAGUUUAGCACAACUGAUUCAGAACAGAUGAUAGGAUUUAUUAACUUUAUAUCAAAGAUAUAAUCAGGUCAGUUUUUAAUAUCAUUUAAAAACAAAAAUCAGACAAUUUACUGUUUAUAUAAGUGCUUCUGUAUAUUUAUUGUAAUGAGUUAAUCUAUGUGAACUGACAAUAAUGUGUGUCAAACCUACUGCUAAUCUAUCAGCACAAAAUAAACAAUCUUUUUUUUUUCUUUUUUUAUAUUUAAGUGAUUUAGAAAAAGUCCCUAUGGCUCUAAAUUUAGCAUAACAGUCCUACUUACCAUUUGUGAAACUACCGUGGAACUUUUAUAAGUAUACUUCGUUUUUACGUGUACAUUUGUGUAUGUGCACAGUCGAACGGACAGACUUUUAAAGUGUACUCCAUUUGAUAGCAUGUGCAAACACAGGCGCUCGACACUGGAAACACAUGCACAUGUGCACUGGAAACAUUCAUCCUCUUCCAGUGUCUGCGCUUUUUCUUUCCAACAGUUAUAAAAAAUGGUUU